UUUCCUGCCUGUUUUUACCAUACUUCACGCCAAGCAGCCAAGUUCCAGCCCGAUUAGGGUUAGGGUUAUGGUUUCUUUCGCCUCUCCGACGGCCGGCGAUGAUCCGGCGUCUCGCCACUCACACUUUGUCUAUCGCUUCUACCUCCAGAUUGACAAAAAAAAUUCAGAAUCCUAUUUUGAGUAAUGGGAUCGGGAUCUUUGCAGAAGUACAGUUUAAAUUCGUAUUGGUGCAUUGCCAUUUUCGAUUAAUUACAACACAAGUUUCUGCUACUGAGGAGAAUGUGAUAAAGUCCUUAGUACACUUUGUUAGUUCUGCAAAUGAUGAAACCGUUUCUAGGAAGAAGUUGUAUAGUAGUUACAUUGAGAAGCUUUGUGAAUCAGGCAACAUUGCAGAUGCGGUUCUUGUGUUGAAACAUUUGCGUGAUAGGAAUAUCCAUGUUGAUAUUAACUCGUAUAAUAUUGUUCUUGCCACGUUAUGCAAAGAUGAUCAAUUUGAUGUUUUCUCUGAGAUCUUCAGGACCUUACUGCUUUCUAGACUACCUCCUGAUUCAACCUCUUAUGACAGUGUUGCAAAGGCUCUCUGCAAGGCUUCCGAGCCUGAUUUGCUAAAGUUUAUCGGGGAAGUAGCUGAAAUAACAUUUAAUAGGGAUCCGACUGUAAUAAACAGGAUAAUUUUCGUUGCUGCUGAAUCUGGUCAGAUUACUAAAAGCACUAAGAUUUUUGAGGUGAUGAAAAAUCUCAACUUAAAGAUGGACACAGUCACAUUCAACACUGUUCUUGCUUGUUUAGGCAGAGCUGGCCAGGUUGAUAAAAUGCUAGCGGAGUUUUCAUCAAUGAAAGAUCUCGGAUACAUUCCAGAUGCCAUAACAUAUAACACAUUAGUCAACUGUCUUCGAAGACUUGGUAGAUUGGAAUUGUGCAAGUUGUUUGCACAGGAGAUGUUAGACAAAGGAUUUGAGAUGGACUUGCAAACUUAUACUGCACUUAUUGAUGUUCUUGGAAGAGCCGGGCAUGUUAGAGAUGCAAUGAGGAUGUUUGAUGAGUUAAAGAAGUUGCAUAAUCCUUCAAUAUAUGUUUAUCGGUCACUGAUUAGCAAUCUGAAGAAGGCCGGUAAGUUUGAUAUAGCAUUGGAUUUAUGGGAAGAGAUGAACUCUCCCAAUUCUAAGCUUAUUGGUCCAAAAGAUUUCAAGGAAAAGAAGAAAUGGAAAAGGAAUAGAUAAUGUUAUGCAAAUCUUUUAACAAGAGAACUCAUUCACCAGAAUCUGAAGAUGAUUAAGCCAGUUAUGUAGCACAGCACCAUGUCACCGGAGGUGGUUGUUACCGUUAGGUCAAGAUGGUUCAUCGCGAAAGCAUUUGGAUAGAAAUUAGAGCUACAUUGUAUGUAAGCGAAAAACUUAUGCAGGAACAGCUGGUCAGAUAUGAAUGGCGGUUACGCAUAUUAUCCGUGAUUGAUCAUCUCUUCCGAGCGAGAACCUCGACAAUUUGUGAUGGAGCUUGUCAAAAGUUAUGGGAAUGCUUCAAAAAUUUUCAUGAGCUCUCUAGAGAACAAAAUGACACUGAAAAUGUGCCAAUCCAGCUGGGUAGGAAAAUUACAUUCUUUAUUAAUGCAGUGUUUGUAAGCAGUUAUGUUAGAAAGCAAAGCAAAGCUCUUUCUAUUUGUUUCAAUUGUGAGAACAAUUUCCAUCUGAUUUUGGCUUGCUCAAACUUGUUAUGAUUAAAUGAAAGUUUUCAAUUACUUUA
Molecule: messenger RNA, 1740 nt
Organism: Dioscorea cayenensis subsp. rotundata (Guinea yam)
Lineage: Eukaryota; Viridiplantae; Streptophyta; Magnoliopsida; Dioscoreales; Dioscoreaceae
Product: pentatricopeptide repeat-containing protein At1g11900
Exons: 2
Coding region: 99-1220 (373 amino acids)
Molecular function (GO): protein binding
Source: RefSeq, a predicted model, not a curated record